AUGCUCGAACUGCAAAUUGUGGUUCCAUAUCGGAUGCAUUGGUCUUUCCAGAACUAUGUUCGUAUCAUAUUACUCAAACACUCUACAAUCGAUUGGACAUGCCCUGGUUGUGAAAUAAACUUUCUAUCAGACAGUUUAUUCGAUGAAACUCAAACACAAAGCGAAAACUGUAUGGACCAUGUGGUGAAUAUCUUAACUAAACUUGGAUAUUCUGAAGAUUUCUGCCGUAAUCAAAUAGAAAUAGCUCACCGCACGGGCAGAAAGAUCUCUAAUCGCCCUCGACACAUAAUUCUGAAGUUCUUUAGUAGGCCUCUCAAAAACGAAGUCCUUCGCUUGGCAAAAUGGAAUAAGUCUAUACUAAACGGCAUCUACUUUCUUGAUGACCUUACUAAGGAAGACUUUGAUCUUAAACAACGUGUCCGUCCUCUGAUGGCUGCCGCAUACAAAGAAGGUAGUAAAGUGACUUUUCGAGCUG
Paramuricea clavata is the source of this 475-nucleotide messenger RNA. The record is from the annotation of a GenBank genome assembly. Lineage: Eukaryota; Metazoa; Cnidaria; Anthozoa; Malacalcyonacea; Plexauridae.